AUGUUGGAGACAGUGCAACCGGGUCUGGGUGCGGCGCCUCUCAAGGGCGCGACGGUGGAGGUGCACUACGAGGGCCGACUCGCCGCGACGGGCGCGCCCUUCGACUCGUCGCGCUCGCGCGGCAAGCCGUUCAAGUUCACGCUGGGUGAUGGCCGCGUGAUCGGCGGCUGGGAGGUGGGCGUCGCAGCGAUGGCGCCGGGCGAGCGAGCGACGCUGACCUGCUCGCCGCAGUACGCGUACGGCGCAAAGGGCAUCCCCCCGCUCAUCCCGCCCGACUCGACCCUCCUCUUUGACGUGGAGCUGCUGA
Messenger RNA from Emiliania huxleyi CCMP1516, 307 nucleotides. RefSeq lists its product as hypothetical. Gene Ontology annotation, molecular function: peptidyl-prolyl cis-trans isomerase activity. The transcript is spliced from 2 exons. The annotation marks the transcript as partial. NCBI's taxonomy places the organism in Eukaryota, Haptophyta, Isochrysidales, Noelaerhabdaceae. The record is from RefSeq and is a predicted model, not a curated record.